Colletotrichum karsti is the source of this 810-nucleotide messenger RNA. RefSeq lists its product as uncharacterized. The transcript is spliced from 2 exons. Lineage: Eukaryota; Fungi; Ascomycota; Sordariomycetes; Glomerellales; Glomerellaceae. Bases 1 to 810 code for a protein of 269 amino acids. The record is from RefSeq and is a predicted model, not a curated record.
AUGCCAGAGACGCCAAAACGGCAGGCCAGCAACCGGAGAAGAAACGAUCGCCUACCUCUCCGCACCGUUGUUGCGAAGUUCAGCAGCAUCGACCGGCUGGCGUCCGAGCACAAACGCGAGAUGGCCUCCAAGCUGCCAACCGUUGACAAGGAGGCGGUCGCGCGAGAGAUCUACCGAUUCCGGAACCUUCUCCUCGAACACGACGAGCAGAGCAUGAAGCUGGCGGUCAUCGACGAAGUUGACCCGGGCCAUGAGUAUCUCAAAUAUCUCGGCUGGGAUGUAGAGGUGGCCGGCGAGGAGGGCUGGAAGAAGUCUUGGAACGCCCACCCGGAGAGCGUAGGGCAAUUUGGGACGUAUAUGCGUGGGACGGUCAAGAGAUGGAGGGACACUUGGGUUGAGGCACAGGCGGAGGAGAGGCAGGAUGCUCAGGGCCAGGUGACAAACACACCCGGAGAGAACGAUCAAGGGGCUGACGGAUCACAGGAUGCUGGAGCUCAAGACCAGGAUGCUGAAGGUCAAGAUCAGGAUGCGGCCACUGAGGAAGUCGAGAUUAGCGACCGACUCUCUCACAUGGACUUGCAGAGUGAGGAGCAGCAGCGAACGAACCAAGUCCCAAGUCGAACGGUUACCGCAGAGGCCGCUACACCGGGGCCGUCGCAUGCCGAGGAAGAUGCGGAGACGCCGCCACGUAGACAGUACUCGGAACAGGAGAAGCGGGAGUUUUGGGAUUGGUAUCGGAACGUUUUGCGACACAACCAUCCGAAAGCGAGGGAUGAACAGGAGCAUCAGGGUGGAGCGUCUUCUGGUUGA